Lachnellula hyalina is the source of this 2340-nucleotide messenger RNA. It is a transcript of the gene ade1, whose product is annotated as Bifunctional purine biosynthetic protein. Lineage: Eukaryota; Fungi; Ascomycota; Leotiomycetes; Helotiales; Lachnaceae. The coding region runs from base 1 to 2340 and encodes 779 amino acids. The transcript is spliced from 3 exons. Gene Ontology annotation, cellular component: cytosol. The record is from RefSeq and is a predicted model, not a curated record. Gene Ontology annotation, molecular function: phosphoribosylamine-glycine ligase activity; metal ion binding; ATP binding. Gene Ontology annotation, biological process: 'de novo' IMP biosynthetic process; adenine biosynthetic process.
AUGGAGCCUCUUCGAAUCCUCCUCGUUGGCAACGGAGGCCGCGAACAUGCCCUCGCGUGGAAACUAAGUCAAUCUCCCCUUGUGGAAGCAAUUAUCGCUGUCCCUGGCAAUGGAGGUACGGCGACGUGCCUUAAAACCACCAACAACACAACUGUCGACGCCGAGGAUUUCCCUGCUCUCGUUGCCUUAUCUCAGAGAGAGAAAAUAAAUCUUGUUGUUCCUGGCCCCGAAGCUCCUUUGGUCAAGGGAAUUGAGGGCUAUUUUCGAGCUGCCAAUAUCCGGUGCUAUGGCCCAUCCGAGUCCGCCUCGCGCCUUGAGGGAAGCAAGGCUUUUUCGAAGGACUUCAUGAAGAAGCACAACAUCCCUACCGCUGCAUACGCGAACUUCGACAACUACGAUGAAGCCCGGAAAUAUAUUGACUCUGUUGAUUACGACGUUGUGCUCAAGGCCGAUGGCUUGGCGGGUGGCAAGGGAGUUCUCAUUCCCAAAGGCAAAGAAGAAGCGCAGGAAAAUCUGAAAACGAUCAUGGUCGAAGAGGCAUUUGGUUCAGCUGGGAAGAAUGUAGUAAUUGAGCAAUUCCUAGAAGGAGACGAACUCAGUAUCUUGAGUUUCUGCGAUGGCCGUACAAUGCAAUCACUCCCGCCAGCACAGGACCACAAGAGAAUACACGAUGGCGACAAAGGCCCAAAUACUGGUGGUAUGGGAUGUUAUGCCCCAACAUUAAUUGCAACCAAGGAACUGAUUGAGGAAAUCGAGAGGACCAUUCUUCAGCCCACACUUGAUGGUAUGAAAAAGGACGGAUUCCCCUUCAUCGGAACCCUUUUCACUGGCUUGAUGAUUACAAGGAGUGGACCCAAAACUCUUGAAUACAAUGUUAGAUUUGGGGAUCCCGAGACCCAGACUUUACUACCACUGAUGAGUAAAGAUACCGACCUGGCAGAGAUCAUGGUUGCAUGCACAGACAGUCGGCUUGAUGGGUUGUCCAUAAAGAUUGAUUCAAAGGCCAGCACAACAGUUGUAGUAGCAGCAGGUGGAUAUCCCGAUUCCUACGAAAAGGGGACGCCGAUGCAGGUUGGCACCCCACCCGCGGAUACAAACAUCUUCCAUGCUGGGACAAUCAUAAAAGAUGGCCAGCUCCAAACAUCUGGUGGCCGAGUUAUAGCCAGCCAAGCGACCGCAGAAAAUCUGGAGCAAGCAGUCAAGAAGGCAUACGAAGGAGUUAAGUGUAUUAGUUUCGACAAAAUGUACUACCGAAAGGAUAUUGCACACCGAGCGCUGAAACCUGCCGCUCUCACAUACGCUUCAGCUGGUGUUAGUAUUGAUGCUGGCAACCAAUUCGUGUCACGUAUCAAGGCAGCCGUUGCUGCGACCAGAAGGCCCGGUGCCGAUGCGAUUAUCGGCGGGUUUGGUGGAGAAUUCGACCUAGAGGCAGCAAACUAUACCAAGGCCCCUAUACUUGUUUCUGCCAUUGAUGGCGUAGGCACAAAACUGGCUAUUGCUCAAAUAAUGAACAAGCACGAUACCGUAGGAAUAGAUUUAGUGGCAAUGAACGUUAAUGAUUUGGUUGUUCAAGGCGCUGAAGCCCUUUACUUUACCGAUUAUUAUGGCUGCAGUAAAUUGGUGCUCGAGACAGCGGCAUCCUUUGUGGAAGGAGUAAGCGCAGGUUGUAUUCAGGCCAACUGUGCCCUUGUUGGUGGCGAGACGGCCGAGAUGCCGGGCAUGUACCAAAAGGAGGACUAUGAUGCUGCAGGCUGUGCCAACGGCGCCAUGUACAAGGAACACAGGCUACCAAAGACAGACACCAUGGUCGAGGGCGAUGUCCUCCUGGGUUUGGCCUCAAAUGGCGUACAUUCUAACGGGUUUUCCCUCGUCCGCAAAAUCGUUCAAAGGGAAAACAUUCAAUACACCGACCCUGCACCAUGGGACAAUUCCACAAGCGUUGGGUUGAGUCUAUUGACCCCUACGAGGAUAUAUGUUCGUUCCUUACUUCAAGUCACAAACAAACACCUUGUCAAAGGCUUAUCUCACAUCACUGGCGGUGGAUUGACAGAGAAUGUCCCACGGAUGCUGCCCGAGCAUCUUGCAGCAGAAAUCGAUGUCACAGCCUGGCAAUUACCUCCAGUAUUCAAGUGGCUGAAGCAGGCAGGUAAUGUUGCUGCUGCGGAAAUGGCCCGGACUUUCAACACUGGCGUAGGCAUGGUUGCUGUCGUCAGCAAGGAGAACGUCGCCCAAGUUGCAGAGGAAUUAGAGGCUGCAGGCGAGAAGGUGUAUAGGAUCGGAAGUCUUGUCCCUCGAUCCACAGAGGGUUGCAUCUUGGCAAAUCUUGCAUCCUGGGAUUAG